Laccaria bicolor S238N-H82 is the source of this 840-nucleotide messenger RNA. RefSeq lists its product as uncharacterized. Lineage: Eukaryota; Fungi; Basidiomycota; Agaricomycetes; Agaricales; Hydnangiaceae. The record is from RefSeq and is a predicted model, not a curated record. The annotation marks the transcript as partial. The transcript is spliced from 3 exons.
AUGGAAGACCUUACCAGCACUUCGGCCGAUCCAAAACCAACGGACCAUAUUUACAAUGGUGGCCGGGUGAUGACCAUCGUCCAUACUUCCGGUGUGCAUCACCUGCCUAUCGUCUUCUGUGGAUGUUCUGGUGCAGCAGCUGAGGACAUACAGUUGUUCCGGGUUGGGUUGUACCCAUCCACCUACAAGUCUUGCCAGACCGUAUUUACCUUCCAACUCCUCAAUGACUACCUGCUGGAAAACCUGGAAUGUAAAACAUCGGCCACCCACUACUACUCCAAAUUGAGAAGGAUCACCAACUUUGCAUUUCCUAAUUCCAUUCCGAACCGGUAUCACGAGUUAAUAAGGGUUGGUAGACAAUACCGUAAUCUUACCGAACUGGCUACUUUUGGAUUUGGACACAAAGGUAAGGCUCCGACGCCGGGGGAGAUGGGUUUUUUUUGCCCUACCUGCCCACAACCAGGAGUCAACCUUCCUGAUGACUGGAACAAAAACCCCAAUGAUCCUACUAACUGGAAGUAUACCAGAGGAUUUGUAGCCGAUGGCAAUUUCACAGCAGCCCACCAAAAACAGGCACGGCCCAAAGACGAUGUUUGGCUUAAAAAUGGGGAUAGUUUCAUGACGCAAAGAGGACCUUAUUUGAGCCACCUUCGGGAGGCGAUUGAAGAUAAUGAUCCGAGGACAUGUCAUGAGCACAAUGCUAUCAACAACAAGAAUGUAUUUCACCGAGGUUUUGACGCUACUGGAAUUGGAGCCAUUGCUUGCCUUCGACAUGGCACCUUUUGUCCGGGUUCGGUGGUAGAUUUUCAAAAGGGAGAAAGGUAUGGAAGUUAUCCUGAG